Molecule: messenger RNA, 1314 nt
Organism: Paraglomus occultum
Lineage: Eukaryota; Fungi; Glomeromycota; Glomeromycetes; Paraglomerales; Paraglomeraceae
Source: the annotation of a GenBank genome assembly
AUGGGAAAUAGCGACCUCGAUAGGCAAAUCGAAAAAAUCCGGAAUUGCGAGCUUAUUACCGAAGGAGAAGUUAGACGUUUGUGUGCAAAAGCUUACGAAAUAUUAAUAGAAGAAUCGAACGUACAGCGAGUCGAUGCACCAGUGACGAUAUGCGGCGACAUACAUGGUCAAUUUUACGAUUUGAUGGAACUGUUUAGGGUUGGUGAUGAUUGUCCCAAGACCAAUUACUUGUUUCUAGGUGAUUUUGUUGAUCGUGGUUACUAUAGCGUCGAGACGUUCUUUUUAUUGCUUGCGCUCAAGGUGAGAUAUCCCGAUAGAAUCACUCUUAUAAGAGGCAACCAUGAGUCUCGACAAAUUACUCAAGUCUAUGGAUUUUAUGAUGAAUGUGUUCGUAAAUAUGGAACAGCCGAUGUAUGGAAUCUCUGCUGCGAUAUAUUUGAUCUCAUCAGUUUGGCUGCCAUAAUUGACGAUAGAAUAUUCUGUGUGCAUGGUGGACUAUCUCCGACUAUUCAAGUACUCGAUCAGAUUAAAAAUCUUGACAGAAUGCAGGAAGUUCCACACGACGGACCUAUGUGUGAUUUGCUCUGGUCUGAUCCUUAUGAUUCUUCAGAUAUGGAUGGAUGGAGCCUGAGUCCCCGUGGAGCUGGUUUUCUCUUUGGAGGGGACGUUGUCGCAUCGUUUUUACAUAUGAAUGAUUUGGAGCUAAUAGCAAGGGCACAUCAGCUUGUAAUGGAAGGUUACAAAUUGAUGUUUGGCGAGACACUGGUGACAGUAUGGUCAGCCCCAAAUUACUGUUAUAGAUGUGGCAAUGUUGCAGCGAUACUAGAAUUAGACGAUCAACUAAACCAAACUUACAAAAUUUUCGAUGCAGCAACGGAGCCUCCUGGACUGGUAUCUGUCUCGUUUUGUAAUGGCCCUAAUAAGUCAGCAUCUAUGGAUUUCAACACUGAGUUGGACACACAGCCUCAGGCCUCUACAUCUGGAGCAUCUGUCACCAUUGGUCCAUUUACAUUGUUUUGCCUUGUUCAUGGUGGCAGCCUUGAAAAUGCAUUUCCAGUCAAGACUGACAAGAAUGCAACCAUUGGAGAGUUCAAGAAUGCCAUAAAAGCAAUGAAGUCAAAUGAAUUUGGUGACAUUGAUGCUGACAAACUCAUGUUGUGGAAAAGACAGUUUGAACUACUCAGUGAAGCAGAUAUUGAGGAUUUAGGGGGUGUGAAGAUAAUAGAUCCAACAGCAGAAAUUGGUGAGGAAUUUGGUGCACUACCCCCCAAGAGGCAUAUCCAUGUCAUUGUCACAUGCCCACCUCAUAAGUAG